Corticium candelabrum is the source of this 761-nucleotide messenger RNA. Its product is annotated as ankyrin repeat and SAM domain-containing protein 3-like. The transcript has a single exon. The coding region runs from base 51 to 560 and encodes 169 amino acids. Gene Ontology annotation, biological process: protein K6-linked ubiquitination. Gene Ontology annotation, molecular function: ubiquitin-protein transferase activity; protein binding. The record is from RefSeq and is a predicted model, not a curated record. Lineage: Eukaryota; Metazoa; Porifera; Homoscleromorpha; Homosclerophorida; Plakinidae. Gene Ontology annotation, cellular component: BRCA1-A complex; BRCA1-BARD1 complex.
GCUAUUGUUUCAUUCACUCUGGAAGCAGUGUGCAGUUUGCUGUCUGAACGAUGUUGUCACACCAACAGUACCGCAUCUGUCGCAAUUCCAAACUCACGGCUGCCGAGAUGCUCCUCACAACCGGAUCUUCUCUACACACUUCGGGUAGAGACAGCGAGGCACCUCUUCGGAAGGCAAUCAAACUAGGACGCGUCGAUUGGUGUAGAGAGCUGAUAUCCCGAGGAGAGGAAGUCAAUGAUACCGACUGUGCUGGAUGGAGUCUCCUUCACGAGGCAAGCAACAUUGGUCGCAUGGAUAUAGUCGAACUGUUGCUACAGUCCGGGGCGUCUCAUCUCGUCAAUACUCCGUCGAUUGGAGGCGAUACUGCGUGCCAUCUGGCUGCACGAUGCGGAUUCCGGCUUCUAGUGAAGGUGCUCGUCGACGUUGGAGCUGACCUAGAGAUGCAGAGCCGAACCGGUCGAGACGUCAGACAGGAGGCUGACGUUCACGGUCACAAAGAUACCGUUGCCCUAAUCGACGCUCUUCGUGCAGCCGGCGAGAAGAGCAGGAAGAGCAAGUAGUCAAUCGCUCGAACGGAAACGUUAAGUGUGACAAGUGCAUGUAUGCAUGCGUAACUUUUUAAAUUAAGCUAACUGAACAGUCGGUGUUUUGUAACAGAACACUAUGAAUGAUUGACGCAACCGUCAUCUUUUAGUUUGACGAUCUCGUGUAAUUGGAUAUAUCAGACUUAUUCAAAAAGUAACAAGUUAAUAUAUGCACAC